Danaus chrysippus (African queen) is the source of this 1023-nucleotide messenger RNA. NCBI's taxonomy places the organism in Eukaryota, Metazoa, Arthropoda, Insecta, Lepidoptera, Nymphalidae. The record is from the annotation of a GenBank genome assembly.
AUGUUAUUUAUAUAUUACGUUUACACAUUAUAUUUGUUCACGCAUGCCUCAGCUAUUAAAAAUAAGAGUGAAGAUAUAUUCGACUAUUGCAAACAUCCGGACUGUUCCUUAAAAAAUCAGCAUACAAUGUGUGCUGCGAAAAACAAGCAGAGUCCACGUUUAUUUGCUUCGGGAAUGACGACCUGGAUGAAAUAUCAAAUUUUACUUCUGCAUAACCGACAUCGUGAUAAUAUUGCAACAGGAAUGGAAGCAGGGCAGCCACCGGCCGCUAACAUGCGAAAAUUGUAUUGGGAUUACGAGCUGGAAGAAAUGGCCGAAGUUUGGGCUCGGCAAUGCCAGAAAAGACAUGAUGAAUGCAGAAACACAUUACGUUUUAAUGUGCUACAAAAUAUGGAUGUCCGACCAGUAUCACCGAGAGUGACUGAAGCACAGAUCCUGGCUGAUGCUGUUGGAGCUUGGUUUUCUGGGUCGAGAAUUCUAUCACCGGAAUAUGUUUGGUCGUUCAGACCCAGUAACUGUAGUGGCUCGGGAGGAUGUAACGCACACUGGUAUUCAGCCGCCGCUUGGGCUUCGACUUGGAGGAUAGGCUGCUCGCAAGCAUUGUGUACAGCGAAACAACGCUCCUGUAUACUCUUCCGUAAGAGGCGAACCCCGAAAGCUGUCAGCAGUCAGGCAUCGGGAAAUGUAACACGAUCUACGACCAGUGAAAAUUUACUUCUCCGAACUAAUUACAUGUCCACGGCGAAGCAGAAACCGUUUGAAAAUUUCGAUAUGACGCCAAAAAGUAGUCGGGGCUCCCCAAUACAUCGUGGUAUGGCGGAAGAAACAGACAAUAAACGUAGAGAGCCCAGAAUUAUAGCUUACACAUUCUGUAACUACGGACCCGCUGGUAAUAUCGACGGAUUUCCCAUAUACGAACCUGGCCCUACUUGCAGCAACUGCCCAUCUGGAACACAAUGUGAUAUAGGAACUCAUAGAGGUUUAUGUUCAUUGCUAGGUGAUCCAGAAAAUAAAAUAUUAUAA